This is a messenger RNA of Cololabis saira (Pacific saury), 919 nucleotides long. RefSeq lists its product as uncharacterized. The record is from RefSeq and is a predicted model, not a curated record. The transcript has 8 exons. Lineage: Eukaryota; Metazoa; Chordata; Actinopteri; Beloniformes; Belonidae. The coding region runs from base 122 to 919 and encodes 265 amino acids.
GUUCAGCUGCGUCUCGGUGGGUUUUGUUCAGACUGCAGAAUCUUCAUCUUCAACUCUUUGGACUGUUUGAAGAAACUAUGAACGUGUGUGUGUGAGCUGAUGUGGACGUGAAUUCAGCAGAAUGGAUCAGUGUGAGGACGGAGAGGAGGGAGUCCCUCCCUCUAAAACCUCUCUGUGUGGGGAACAUGAGAGUCGGAGCAAAGCUCAGAGGAAUCAACCUGGACUUGGACCCGGACCUGGACCCAGCUGUGUGUCUUUUAAGAGCGACCGGUCAAAAGGCAGGAGGUUAAUUAACUUUAAAAGAGACCGACGUUCCGCUGUAAAGAGGGUCCAUAAGAAAAGAGACUCUCUUGAACAUGAACCCAGCUGUGUGUCUUUUAAGAGCGACCGGUCAAAGGGCAAGUUCAUUAACUUUAAAAGAGAGAGACGUUCUGCUGUAAAUAGGGUCCAUAAGAAAAGAGACUCUCUUGAACAUGAACCCAGCUGUGUGUCUUUUAAGAGCGGCCGGUCAAAGGGCAAGUUCAUUAACUUUAAAAGAGUCCGACAUUCCGCUGUAAAGAGGGUCCAUCAGGAAAGAGACUCUCUUGAACAUGAACCCAGCUGUGUGUCCUUGAAGAGCGACCGGUCAAAGCGAAUGUUUAUUGACUUUAAAGGAGACCAACAGUCUUCUUCACGGCUGAAGUCUAAGCUGAAGAAGAAGUACCGGUGUAUGUUUGAGGGGAUUGUUAAACCACGAAACCCAACCCUUCUGAAGCAGAUCUACACAGAGCUCUACAUCACAGAGGGAGGGACUGGAGACAUCAACAAUGAACAUGAAUCAGAGCUUCACAGUGAACACCAGCAUGUUGUUUCUCUGCAGCUCAGUUCAGCUGAGAUCAUUCAGUUCAUGUCCGCUGCAGUUGGUUUGCUGCACAUGUGA